Anopheles marshallii is the source of this 1617-nucleotide messenger RNA. RefSeq names its product homeobox protein 10-like. Gene Ontology annotation, biological process: regulation of transcription by RNA polymerase II. Gene Ontology annotation, molecular function: DNA-binding transcription factor activity, RNA polymerase II-specific; RNA polymerase II cis-regulatory region sequence-specific DNA binding. The record is from RefSeq and is a predicted model, not a curated record. Lineage: Eukaryota; Metazoa; Arthropoda; Insecta; Diptera; Culicidae. Bases 1 to 1617 code for a protein of 538 amino acids. Gene Ontology annotation, cellular component: nucleus. The transcript has 2 exons.
AUGUUAUCAGCCCUUGGCGAACUCUUCGGUGAUCAUGAAGUGAACGAUUUCAUUGAAUAUAAAACACAUGUUAGUGACAGCAAGUUUUGGUCCACGGAACUGGACCACGUACCGUUCCUUGAUCGUAGCACGGUAGGCUCGUUGCUUGAUCUGGAGGAUUCUCCACCAACGUAUGAUGAUUUCUACACAUCCAAGUUUACAAUGCCUUCUUCGAUCCAGCCGACAGAAUUGAUCGGCUUCUCCAGCAUUCCUUCGGCAACUGUUAACCAAGAUCACCAACCAAUUGAAACAGCAUGGUCUACAGCCACGAGGAUGGAUGUUUCACCGUCUCAUUGCAAACAAACAUUAUCAACCAAUGGAGAUCUAAUGAACUCAGGCAGCGUGAAUGUUAUCACUAGCUAUGGUACAACAGCCAAACGAUCCCGAACUGCAUUUACUAGCUCUCAGUUAGUGGAACUGGAAAAGGAAUUCCACUCCAACCGUUAUCUGUGCCGACCCCGACGUAUUGAACUAACACGGAAGCUGGCUUUGACGGAGCGGCAAAUUAAAAUUUGGUUCCAAAACCGGCGUAUGAAACAUAAGAAAGAAAGCUCCAAUGUUAAAGACAUAAAUAAGCUGAAGAGCUCGUGUCAUUGCACAGACGGGGAAAGCUCUCAGUCACCCAAAAUGUCCUCGCCAUCCUCGCCUCAUAGCGUGCAUGUUACAAUGGAUGAGGAACGCAAUGGACACCAAAGCAUCGUCAACCGGUUAAUGGCUCAUUCGACGUAUGCACCUCGACCGACAAGCUACAUAAAUAACUCCGUUAAUCUCUGCAACAAUGAUCAGAACGGAAAUAUGACACAGCCACCUAACUCAUCUACGACAGCCAAUCAUCUUGAGUCAUCGUACACUUCCUUCACAGCAAGUGCUAAUGCGAAUGAAAUAUUCAGCAAUUCGAUUUUGUGUGCCAACCAGCCCGGUCACUCCAAUCUAAUCCUAUCGCCAAACAACGAGAUUAACUCAGAGCAGAAAGAGUUUGAAAAUUGCGCGAUAUUUCCCUCCAUCAUUCAGGCGCUUGAUUCCAGCUUUCUUUCUCAUCCACUGACGCCGAAAGCAGCGACAUCGUUUGAUGAAUCACUCAAAGAACCUUCACAGAUGCCUAUAAUAUUAAUACCAUCGGUGUCCAACUCCUCUACCGAUGAUCUAACCAAUGCCAAUCCUUUGGUUGACAGUUCGUACCGUUCUCUGGAUAGUUUUAAUCAGCCUACCGUGCCUGCUUCCACCACAUCUACGGAUGGCGACAUCAUUGGUGUCAGUUCGCCAUCUGUCACUAUUCAGUGGGGCAAUAAGAACCACCAAAAACAGCACCAUAAUCAUCUUCUUCGUCCGGCUUCUGCAAUCCAAGAUACCAACAACAACAAAAGCAACAAUUUUGGCUCUCCUUGCAACACUUUGCCUUUGGGCCAUCAGCACCACACCGUACAGUUACAACACAUUCCAUCAUCAAUUAAACAACAACAUACCAUAGGAGGGGGAGUCAAUGUUUCCCUGCACGCACCCACCGUAACAACGACUGGCACGACAAAUUCCAUGCUUUCUUUAUCUAGCGAUGGCGGCAACGUAUUUCUAGAUCUUUAG